Messenger RNA from Mucor velutinosus, 1482 nucleotides. RefSeq lists its product as uncharacterized. Gene Ontology annotation, molecular function: N,N-dimethylaniline monooxygenase activity; NADP binding; flavin adenine dinucleotide binding. The transcript is spliced from 7 exons. The record is from RefSeq and is a predicted model, not a curated record. Lineage: Eukaryota; Fungi; Mucoromycota; Mucoromycetes; Mucorales; Mucoraceae. Bases 1 to 1482 code for a protein of 493 amino acids.
AUGAGUCAACCUACAGUAGCAAUCAUUGGUAGCGGGUUCAGUGGUCUUACAGCAGCUAUUCAACUCAAGAAGAAAUUGGGCAUCAUUGCGCAAAUCUAUGAAGGAACAAAGGAUAUCGGAGGGACAUGGAAUUACAACACUUAUCCCGGAUGUGCUUGUGAUAUUCCCAGCCAUCUGUAUUCGUUUAGUUUUGAGCUAAAUCCAAAUUGGAGUAAAAAAUACAGCCCACAGAAAGAAAUCCAUGAAUACAUGCAAAGUGUAGCCAGAAAGCACAAUGUGUAUCAACAAACUCAAUUUGAAACUAAGGUGAUCCGUGCAAGUUGGAUUGACAGCAAGAGGAAAUGGGAACUGGAAUUGCAUCAACCCACAGCGCACAAGGAGAACCAGAUCAAAUACUUUGAUUUUGUAUUUGGGUGUAUCGGUGGAUUAAGAGUGCCAAAUAUCCCCAAGCAAUUCCAAGCUUUCGAGGGAAAGAUCAUUCACUCUGCUUACUGGGACAAUGAUUUUGAUUUCAACGAUAAAACAGUCGCUGUCAUUGGCAGUGGCACAAGUGCAAUUCAAAUAGUCCCCAAUUUGGCGCCCAGGGUUAAUCAUUUGCAUAGUUUUCAACGAACACCGACUUGGGUAGGCCCAAGAGACCAGUUUGAGUUUUCUAGUUUCAUGAAAUUCAUAUUCGCCUACGUUCCUUUGGUCAUGCUCAUCUACCGCUCCUAUCUCUUUUACAUCCGUGAUUUCAAUUUCAGUGCUUGGGGAAACGUCAAUUCCAAGCGAGCCAAGCUUCUACGAGAUGGUAUCACGAUGCACAUGACACAUGUACUCAAGUCAAACAACCGCCCAGAUCUUAUAGACAAGCUUAUUCCAAGUUUCCCAGUGGGAUGCAAGCGAAUUGGCAUCUCUGACGAUUAUGUGCAAUCGUUGUGUGCAGAGAAUGUCACUGUCAAUACGAGCACCAUUACAAAGAUCCAAGGUAGAACAAUCACCACUGCAGAUGGCACUGAAACAGAGGUAGAUGUUUUGUGCCUUGCUACUGGCUUUGAUGUCGAUGGAUUCUUGGGUGAGCUACAAGUCAAUGGCAGAGAUGGCAUCAAUUUGAACAAGCUGUGGGAUGAUCAUACUGCCAAGACAUACAAGACAUUGACUGUGCAUGGCUUUCCAAAUUACUUUACAUUACUCGGCCCUGGAUCUGCUCUCGGCCAUAACUCGGUUGUUACCAUCAUUGAAAGUCAAAUUGAUUAUUGCAUCGAAAUGAUGAGCUACAUGAUCAAGAACCACAUCAAAAGCUUAGAUCCCACUGAAAAGGCCCAAGAGGCGUUUUCCAAUGAUUUGCAGUCUCGGUUUAAAGGCACAGUCUGGCGCGGUGGUUGUGAUUCCUGGUAUAUUAACAAGCAUGGUGACAUUCAGACAUUGUGGCCAUCCACAGUUACUAGUUUUAUAAAGAUGCUUAAGCAUACAGAUUACGACGCCAACUACAUUAAAAACUAG